AUGCGCAGUGCCGCGAGCGGAGCUCAGCUGGGCAGUGUUUACAGCCCGAGCGCGCCGGCCUGGGCUGAGCGGAGGCGAACGGAACCGAACGGAGCCGAACGGAACCGAGCGGAACCGAGCGGAGCCGAACGGAACCGAACGGAGCCGAACGGAACCGAGCGGAACCGAGCGGAGCCGAACGGAACCGAACGGAGCCGAACGGAACCGAGCGGAGGCGAACGGAACCGAACGGAACCGAGCCCAGCCGAACGGAACGGAGCGGAACCGAACGGAACCGAGCCCAGCCGAACGGAGCCGAGCCAUCCGCUGAGCGUUUAUAGGAGGCUGCUGAAGAUGGGAGGUGCGGUGAGUGCGGGAGAAGAUAACGAUGAAUUAAUUGAUAACCUGAAGGAGGCCCAGUACAUCAGGACAGAGCUGGUGGAACAAGCAUUCCGAGCCAUUGAUCGGGCAGAUUACUACCUGGAAGAGUUCAAAGACAAUGCCUACAAGGAUUUGGCGUGGAAGCAUGGAAAUAUUCAUCUCUCAGCACCAUGCAUUUACUCAGAGGUGAUGGAAGCUUUGGACCUGCAACCAGGGCUCUCGUUUCUGAACCUUGGCAGUGGCACUGGUUAUCUGAGUUCCAUGGUUGGACUCAUCCUGGGUCCUUUCGGGGUUAACCACGGUGUGGAGCUUCAUUCUGACGUGAUCGAAUAUGCGAAGCAGAAAUUGGACUUUUUCAUUAAAACAAGCGACAGCUUUGACAAGUUUGAAUUUUGUGAGCCAUCCUUUGUCAUUGGCAAUUGUUUAGAGAUUUCUCCAGACUGCACUCAGUAUGACCGUGUUUACUGUGGUGCUGGAGUCCAGAAGGAGCACGAGGACUACAUGAAGAGCCUGUUGAAAGUUGGGGGAAUUCUUGUCAUGCCUCUAGAAGAGAAGUUGACUAAGAUAACUCGGACUGGUCCUUCUGCCUGGGAGACCAAGAAGAUUCUUGCUGUUUCCUUUGCUCCUUUAAUUCAGCCAAACCACACAGAUUCAGGAAAAUCGAGGCUCGUUCACUUGCCCCCCGUGGCGGUUCGCAGCCUGCAGGACCUGGCUCGCAUCGCCAUCAGAGGCACCAUCAAGAAGAUCAUCCAUCAGGAGGCCAUGAGCAGGGCUGGCAAUGGGCUGAAGAGCCCGGCCAGGUUCAAGCGGAGGCGGCUGCGGCGCCGGCGCAUGGAGACCAUCGUGUUCCUGGACAAGGAGGUGUUCGCCAGCCGCAUCUCCAGCCCCUCAGAUGACAACAACAACAGCGAGGACAUGGACGAGGAGAGGCCGGAGGAGGAGGAAACCAAACCCUCUGAACUAAAGCCAGAGCCUCCCGUAAACUUUCUGAGAGAAAAGGUCUUGAGCCUGCCGUUGCCCGAUCCCUUGAAGUAUUACUUGCUUUAUUACAGGGAAAAGUAGAUCUUCUUUUAGAAAGUGGGGAGUAGGCAGAGAAUAAAGUAUUCCUUAGGGCUUGACAAAUGUGUCCCACUUGCUUGCCUGCGAAUGUGACACCCGAGGCAGUAGGCUGGCUGGGGAAUGUGGCUGCUGUAAACUUUGACAUUAUAGCUUUUUUGAGUUCCUUCUUUCUUCUCAGUUGUGUGCUCUAGUUUUAUUCUACAGCAGGGAUUCCUUAGGAAGCAAGUUGGUGAAGUGCUCAGCUGCUUAUGGAAAGGAGGAUUUAAUUCCCUCGAAACUACCCGCAGGAGAUAUUCCUAAAAAUCUCAUGGCUGCUCUACCAAAUAUCAGUUGGGAAGAACUCCUGAGCAGCUCCCCAAAGACCUUUCCCGUCUGUGCUCUCUCCCACUGAACCUGCCAUGUAUUUGCCAUGGUGUGUGUAUAAUGGAGGAUGAAGAUUAUUAGUUAAAACCUGACCUGGCAAAUCAUGUUUCUUCCAGUAAUCUGAAAAGCACAACUUUUACAGAAAGGAAAGAAUUUUUUGCAAUUACCCUUGUGGCAUCCAGGUUUUGAAUGAAAUGGAAAGCAUCAGCUCCCCUUUGGUUGGUCUGCUUUGCUUGUAAAUUAUAUAUAAUUUUUCAGUAAAAAGUGUUUCACAAAAUACUAUUUUUUUUAAAGGGAAAACCCCUGUUCUAGAGAACGAGUUGUUAGAUUUUUGUGGUUCUUUUAAAGUGAUGGAGGCAAGUGAGGAAUUGCAAAGCUGUUUAACUUUGACAGGAUGCAAGGGUAGUCAGGGUUGGGACUGCUGUCUCUGAAAAUGUUUACAGAGUAAUUCUGAGUGGAGAGAACAAUUCGGAGGGUAGAGAAAAGCUGCAGAGCAGUGAGUUUGUGCAAGCUGAAAGCAGUAUCUGUGGGUUUUGCUGUCAUGUGAGAUAACUCAGAUUGUCUGGGCUGAGCAGAGUGAGGUGCAGAGCAGCAGCCUGAGCAGUAAAUCAGCCAAACAGAGUUUUGUGGGGGGUCUGCAGAACCUGAGAGCAGCCUAGAGAGCCAAACUGAUGCAGUUCUCAGGGGUUCCUGUGUGUGUGUUCCUGCUGUGGCAAGGUGGCCAGAAUACAACUUGUUCACCAGUGUUCCACAGGAGAGUGGAGCUGCUCAGCUUGGUAGGUGAUUUUAUUCCUGCAGCAAUGAAGUGGAAAUUUUAACAGGUUCUUAUGGAAGGUCUUGUCACUCUGCAGUUCUGUGGAUGUGAGCUGUAAUUUUUAUUUCCAAAAUUCUCUGAAAUGGAGAUGGAGGGGGAUGCCAUGGAAUCACAGGAUCACAGAAUGAUUUGGGUUGGAAGGGACCUUAAAGAUCAUCUUGUUCCAACCCCCUGCCAUGUACAGGGGCACCACCUUCCACUAGGCCAGGUUGCUCCCAGCCCCAUCCAGCCUGGCCUUGGGCAGUUCCAGGAAUGGGGAGUCCACAAUCUAUGUGGAUAAUAAAAUACUGUGUUUAGAAGAGGUUUACUUGGUUCAGCCUGUUUGGAAAAUGUACCUGGACUGGUAAAGGCUGGAAAGAAAACCUGGAGUUUGUGUUGAUGUGAAAUAGUCCUAAAGCUGGGGGGAAUGAAAAGUUCUUUCUCAGCAAGUAAUGAAACUGUGUUAAGGCAUUGCCCCAUCAGAAGCACUUAAGUUGGUAUCACUUUGAUAUCUUUUGGGUUUUUUUGUGUGUGCUGUCUCCUCAUUUUCUGAGGAGGAAUGAGUGAAGACUGUAUUGUCAAAUGGUCCUGAGUUGCACAACUUGCUUCAUGAAAAAUAGUUUCAAAGGUCUGUGUGACUUAGAAAAUAAAUGAAUUACAUGUAUGUCUGAGCCUGAAGUGGAGAACUUUUCCUUGCUUAACAGGAUUUUUGUGUCUCUUCAGGAAUAUUGUCUGAUAAUCCUGUAUCAUGUGACUGCUGGCAUGUAACAGUCAUAGGAUGGGUUUUGCCUCUGGUUUGCUGUCUCCACUUCUGAUCUCAAUGGUACCCCAAGUUAUCCCCUGAAAUCCUUGUUAUCCAAGUUAUCCCCAGAAUCCCUUGGAUUCUGAUUUCUUUAUUUGCAGUGAGCUGAUGUUUCCUGUAAAGAUGCACGUACCCAUCAUUGGAUUCUGGCAUCUCCCAUGAAUUUCUUUCUACAAAUGCAAGUCCUGAAUGUGGUGGUAAAUAGAGGGUUAGUAUAACCCGUGUGUAAUUAUUUUCAGUGCUUCCCUUCAGGCUAUGGCCUCUUACUUGUUGGAAAAGUCUUUAAUGGGUGUCAUGCCAGGUAUGUGCCUUUGGAUUGUGGCACAAUUUCCUUGCCCCUCCAUAGUCCAGGGUGCCUCCUGCUUUUGGCUACCAGGUCAUUCUUCAGUUUAAUCACAGCACUGCUAAAGAAGUCCCUUUAAAAAUGACAUUAAACUUCAGGUUCCUGUUAGUGAGCCUUGCAGAGAUUCUGUUAAAGCUGACCAGUUGAGGGAGGAUUAUCUUGCAUUUAUCCCUUGUUUGGUUUUUAUCCCCAUCCCAGCCGCAGCUGUAAAAGGUAUUUUAUCAGAUUUUUCACCAGAUUUGCCUUUUUUAUUACAUUUGCUAGAUUUUGUAGCUUUCUAUAAGAUGCAUAAAUACUGCUAUUUUUUUUCCUGGAUAAGGUUGAAUAAAUAAAUAAAUAUAUAUAUAUAUAGGAAAUCUAUGUUCUAGCUUGUUGAAUUAUCCCCUUGUCCAAACAGAUCUAAACAAAUAGUAGAAAUUUUAUGUAUAAUAUAACUGUGAAAUAGUAUUGCUUACAGCCUGUAAAUAAAGGGGAAUUGUAAAUACAUUUUCCUGUGCACAAGCACUUGCACUGUAGUUUUGUAGGCAUUUCUAGCAGAGGGAUUGAGGCAGAGCUGGGUUUGUAUGGAUCUGUGAGCUGUCCAGGAAUUGUACCUGCUUUGUUUCCUUUUGUGUUCUCAGUAGUUAUCACUUACUCCUUUUAGGUUUCGGUCCUGCAGCAAAUUUGCAAAGAGAACUGAACUUUAAGCUGCUUUAGUCACGAGUGUGUAAGCUGAAAAAUCUCUGUAUAGAAACUAGAGUUCAGUUGGCCUGAGGCAUGCCAGAAGUGUUAUGCAUUUUAAACUCAGUGUUUUAAACAGUGUUUCUGUAUCAAUAAAUUCAGUAAAGACUUUUAGCCUUCUUAACGUGGCUUUGCAUUAUGUCGUGAUUAGAAUACUUUGUAGGUGAGUGCUUAUUUCCAUAAUUGGAGGUCAGGACACAAAAACAGCAGAAGAAAUGCUUAACAAUAUGGUGCGGGUGCAUAGUUUUAGAUGAACCCCUCAGAAUGUGCUCUCUCAAACCUGCCCAGAUGAUGAGUUCCAAACCUUGAAGUAAAGCAGCUGUGCAGGAUGAAUUUUGGGAUCAGCACACGCAGAACUGAUGUAUAUUUAUUGUGUCAGACUGAUUAAAGAGUGGACUUUGUUCCCUGGCUGUUUGACCUGUAAAUAACAGAUACCAAAAGGUGAUUUCAUUCAUUUCUGUACUUCAAGGAGUUGCCUAAACCAAAUGUGUCGGAGUUUGUUCUGUGCAUUCUGAACUGCAGCUCCCCUCUUGUCCCCUGGGCUCUCUCUGAGUGUUUAAUUAACGUGGAUUUUUAAGAGCGGGUGUUCAAGGCUUUCAUUUCUCCAGUAUUGAGAACAAUAUUUUGGUUUCAGCUGUGCUAGGAAUCUGAUCAUAAUAGCAAAUACAGCUGCUGCUAAUUAAAUGAAUCUGUUAACCUUUAUUCCAUAGGAUAAUUGCUUGUCUGUGUGUUUCUUCCUGUCAUCUGUGUGUAUGAUAAAUGUCCUUUUCCCAGCUAUAACAGGAGAUUAGUUCGAUGUUAAUGUUUUCCUUCACAUGACGUGUGCUGAAAGAAAAUCCUUUUCUGCUUUGAAAAGCCAUGGAUGUGUCAUACAAACGGUAUUGAGGAAAUUAAACUUGUCAGAUGA
Molecule: messenger RNA, 5347 nt
Organism: Taeniopygia guttata (zebra finch)
Lineage: Eukaryota; Metazoa; Chordata; Aves; Passeriformes; Estrildidae
Gene: PCMTD2
Product: protein-L-isoaspartate (D-aspartate) O-methyltransferase domain containing 2
Biological process (GO): protein modification process
Cellular component (GO): cytoplasm
Molecular function (GO): protein-L-isoaspartate (D-aspartate) O-methyltransferase activity
Source: RefSeq, a predicted model, not a curated record